AUGCCCAAGCAAACAGCAGUGACGAUUACUUUGGCAACCCUGCUGGGUAUUGCAGUGGGGGGCCUGAUUUUGUGGAAAGCAACCCAGCGUCGUAAAGGAAAAGCAUGCUGUAGUAGUCAGCGAGAGGAAGCAGUUAUAAACUCGGGAGAUGAGAAAGUGAUUAAGGCAGAGGAUAAGGAGGUGCUUUCCUUCUUCAGAUCUCCCAUCUUUUCCUGGGUAGAGAGAACCCUUGGUGCAAACAUAGUGAUAGUUUCAGAGCAGGAGGAGUGGGACCGUGUUGAACCUUUGCUGAAGAAGGAGCUGGAGAAGUGGCCAGUGCUUGGAAUGGAUUGUGAAUGGGUAUCUGUGGAGGGAAAAGCAAAUCCUGUGUCCCUCCUACAGAUGGCUUCUUCCAGUGGCCUCUGCAUUCUUGUUCGGUUGCCCAGGCUUGUUGCUGGUGGACAAACUGUCCCAAAGUCCCUGUUGGACAUCCUGGCAGAUAGUGCUGUGUUGAAAGUUGGGGUAGGAUGCUGGGAAGAUGCUUGCAAGUUACUUCGUGAUUAUGGCCUUCCAGUCAAAGGGAAUGUGGAUCUCCGGUAUUUAGCCGUGAGACAGCGGAAGGAUCUACUUCAUGACUGCCUUAGCCUUAAGUCUUUAGCUGAAAAAGUCCUGAACUGCCCGCUUGACAAGUCUCCUCAUGUGCGUUGCAGCAACUGGGAGGCAGAAGAACUGACGCAAGAUCAGGUUCUCUAUGCUGCUAGAGAUGCCCAGGUCUCAGUGGCUCUGUUCCUCAGUUUGCUGGGAUUUGCCAGCCUUCCUGCAACAUUUGAAGGUGAAAACUCUGUCACUGCUUGGGAAAAAGUACUGGGUAAAUGCCGGGGCUUGGUGGAUAUCCCAUUUAGAGGAAGAAAGAAUGGCAGCACAGGAGAGGAGAAGAGUGGAGAGGGACGCUCCCCUCAGAAAACAAGGAAUCGGAAAUCUUCGGUGAGUGGCCCACCCUCUGGCAGUCACCAAGUGAGAGAUCCGCGGAGGCAGAAGCGAAAGCCUCUAGGUGUGGGAUAUUCUGCACGAAAAUCUCCUCUAUAUGACAACUGCUUCCUACAUGCACCAGAUGGACAGCCCCUGUGCACUUGUGAUCGCAAGAAGGCUCAGUGGUAUCUGGACAAGGGGAUCGGAGAGCUAGUUAGCACAGACCCAUUUGUUGUGAAGCUGCGGUUUGAGCCUUCAGGGCGUCCUGAGUCUCAAGUUGAUUAUUAUCUGACAGUCAAAGAGAACCUGUGUGUUGUAUGUGGCAAGCGAGAAUCCUAUAUCCGGAAGAACAUUGUUCCUCAUGAAUACCGAAGACACUUCCCCAUCCAGAUGAAGGACCACAACUCCCACGACGUUCUCCUACUCUGCACAUCCUGCCAUGCCAUCUCCAACUACUAUGACAACCACCUCAAGCAGCAGCUGGCUGAGGAGUUCGGUGCCCCCAUCGGCUCUGAGGAAGGCGUUCGCCUGCUGGAGGACCCUCUGCGCAGGCAAGUGCGCUCGGGGGCCCGAGCCCUGCUGAAUGCAGACAGCCUGCCUGACCCACGGAGGGCAGAGCUUCUGCAAAGCAUCAAGGACUUCUUUAACACAGAGGCAGUUACCCCAGAGAUGCUCCAGGAAGCAGCUGGUCUGGAAACCAGGAUCUGCAAUGAGAGCUACAUGCCACAUGGACUGAAGGUGGUGCAGUGUUUUGCUAAAGGAGGCCUGCGCUCCCUUAUGCAGCUGGAGAGACGCUGGCGGCAGCAUUUCUUGGACAGCAUGCAGCCCAAGCACCUCCCAGAGCAGUGGUCAGUGGAUCAUAACCACAUGAAGUUGAUCCGAAAGUAUGGGGAGGAUCUUCAGAUCGAGCUGUCGUGAAACUAACUUCCUGGACUUUAGGUAGCGUCUAGUGGACAUAUGUAACUGAAGGUGGAAGGACUGUUUUUAUUUCUCUGUCCCCACUGACAUCUGGGCCUGGGUUUGCAGACAGGCAGCAGCAGAUCUGCCACAUUUGGUGUUUUAUAGAGUUAAAUCCGUUGACUUGAAUUUUCACAUGGUUUGGAAUUUUUAAUCCUAGUAUGUCACUGACUAGUUCAGUGCAGGAGCGAUAUGCUAAGGGACCUUGUCUUCUCAAGGUGACUAUGGGAGUUAUUUUCUACUCCCCAGGAUGUCUGCUUCCUCCAGACCAUCUCUUUUAACACAGAGCACAAUAUAUGAACAUUUUCAGGUUUUCUGACAGAUAAUCUGUGCCCUUGGCUGCAC
This is a messenger RNA of Leptosomus discolor (cuckoo roller), 2250 nucleotides long. The record is from RefSeq and is a predicted model, not a curated record. Lineage: Eukaryota; Metazoa; Chordata; Aves; Leptosomiformes; Leptosomidae.